Blepharisma stoltei is the source of this 1514-nucleotide messenger RNA. The record is from the annotation of a GenBank genome assembly. NCBI's taxonomy places the organism in Eukaryota, Ciliophora, Heterotrichea, Heterotrichida, Blepharismidae.
AUGUAUUAUAAUAUAAUUCAAAAUAGCCAUAAAGUUAUAAAUAAUAAAAUGGGAGCAGACUGCUCAUGCUUACGUGAAGAUCCAAAACUCAAUAGAGAUGAAAUGACUAUGCAAGACACCCGCAAACCUGGUCAAGCUCAAGAAGCUAAUCAAGAAACAAAAGCCCCUGAUAUAAUUGUCGAUUUUCAGAUAUCUGGCCCAGAUAAUAAUGUAGAUAGCAUUGGAAUCCAAAGCGUAGCAAGAGGUUACUUACUCCCCCCCUCCGUGAGAGAACAAAUCAUUAGAAAAAUCGCUAUUUUUUGCCCAAAAGCCCCCCUCCGCGAGCGAACAAAGUGUUUUUAAUAGAAAAAAUUUUUGAUAUAUAAGUGAUAUUUAUUAUAAUGAAAUCUCAAUCUAAUUCUGUUUAAUUUUAAACAAAUUGUGUUUUAAAACAUAAAUUUUACAAUAUUUGCGAAUUAGGAUUUUUUUAAAUUUCGAAAAAAAAAAUUUUUUAUAAAAUUUUCUAUAACUUUUUUUUAAAAACAAAAUCAACCUCUGUGAGCGAUCAAGAUUUUUUUGUUCACUCACGGAGGGGGGAGUUAGACAGAAAAGAAGUAGCAGCUCUAAAAGAAAUAGGUAAAGUAGUUAAAAGUUUCAGCCCAAACUUUCAUUACGAACCUUUUAACGGAUCCCUUUCAAGCAAAGUCUCUUCCCGUGUCAAGAAAAUUGAAAAAGAGUGGGGUCCUUAUGAUCCUGAGUCUCCUAGUGAUGAUGGAGUAAAAGUUAUUUCCUUUCCUGCUUAUGUCCUCGAUGAUGGAACUAUUUAUGAAGGGGAAUGGAACAAUGAUGGAGAAAAGCAUGGAAAAGGCACUGAAAUUGAGCCAGAUGGCUCAAAAUUUGUAGGAUAUUUCAAAAAUAACAAAAGAUAUGGAGAUGGACGAUUAAUCACUGCAGAAGGAGAUAUAUACCAAGGGCAGUUUAAGAGAGGAAAGCUAAACGGAAACGGAAUCGCAAGACACCCAGAUGGCUCAAAAUAUGAAGGGAAUUUCAAAAAUGGGCUUCCUCACGGAAAAGGCAGAGAAGAGUUCGAAGAAGGAAACUAUGAAGGAGAAUACAGGAAUGGGAAGAAAAAUGGCAACGGAAUUUUCAGCUGGGCUAAAGGAAGCAAAUAUGAAGGAGAAUUCAAAGAUAAUAAUAUCGAAGGCUAUGGGCAUUAUGUCUGGCCAAAUGGAAAAGAAUAUAGGGGAGAAUGAAAAGAAAAUAAAAUGCACGGAUCUGGCACUUUUCUGUGGCCUGAUGGGAGAAAGUAUGAAGGAGAUUAUCAAAAUGAUAUCAAGCAUGGGCAUGGAGUCUUUUCAUGGCCAGAUGGAAAAGUUUAUAAUGGAGAUUGGGAAAAUGGAAAACAAGAAGGCAAGGGAAAAUUGACCUACCCAAUUAAAAAAACAAGAAAAAUGGAGACAAGAUAUGGAAUUUGGAAAAAUGGAGUGAGAACUGCGUGGGUUAAAAAAGAGAAAAAUAGUAAAGAUGAGGAAUAA